This is a messenger RNA of Naegleria lovaniensis, 321 nucleotides long. RefSeq lists its product as uncharacterized. The record is from RefSeq and is a predicted model, not a curated record. Lineage: Eukaryota; Heterolobosea; Eutetramitea; Acrasida; Naegleriidae. Bases 1 to 321 code for a protein of 106 amino acids. Gene Ontology annotation, biological process: translation. Gene Ontology annotation, molecular function: mRNA binding; structural constituent of ribosome. Gene Ontology annotation, cellular component: ribosome; cytosolic small ribosomal subunit. The transcript has a single exon.
AUGACCAGUAAGAGAAAGAACAAUGGUAGAGCUCUAGUUAAUAGAGGUAAGACUAGAGCAGUCAGAUGUGAUAACUGUGGUAAGAGUGUACCAAAGGACAAGUCCAUCAAGAAGUUCUUGGUUAGAAGCAUGGUUGAAUCUGCUGCUGUCAAGGAUAUUACUGACGCAUCAGCUUAUGAGGAAUAUGCUUUGCCAAAGAUGUACCUCAAGCUCCACUACUGCAUUUCCUGCGCCAUUCACGGUCGUAUUGUUCGUGUUCGUUCCAAGGAAGGAAGAAAAGUCAGAGCUCCUCCAAGCAAGCCAAAGAGAAAGACUGAAUAA